Messenger RNA from Populus nigra (black poplar), 932 nucleotides. RefSeq lists its product as uncharacterized. The transcript has 5 exons. Bases 102 to 638 code for a protein of 178 amino acids. The record is from RefSeq and is a predicted model, not a curated record. NCBI's taxonomy places the organism in Eukaryota, Viridiplantae, Streptophyta, Magnoliopsida, Malpighiales, Salicaceae.
CCUCUACAACAAGAGAAAGAAAGCAAUCAUAUCAAAAAGAAAAAAAGAGCAAAGAAAGAAGAGAGAGAGAGAGAGAGAGAGGAUACACAGGGGGCUAAAAAAUGACAACACAAAAACCAAUAUUGGAGCAACAAAUGUCACAAAUGCAGAUCAAAUUGAAGAGCUCAGGCAUUAUCAGCAAUUACAAUGAAAGCACACUGUUAAGGGAUGAAAAGGAUGAGGAGAUGUCAAGGUCAGCAUUGGCCAUGUUUAGGGCAAAGGAAGAAGAGAUUGAGAAGAAGAAGAUGGAAGUCAGAGACAAGGUUCAUGCUCACCUAGGACGUGUGGAGGAAGCAACCAAACGUUUAGCAGAAAUUCGUGAAGAGCUCGAAGCUCUGACGGAUCCAAUGAGGAAGGAAGUUUCGAUGGUGCGUAAGAGGAUUGACACAGUUAACAGAGAGCUGAAGCCUCUGGGCCUGAGUUGUCAGAAGAAGGAGAGAGAAUACAAAGAAGCCCUUGAAGCUUUUAAUGACAAGAACAAAGAAAAAGCUCAGCUUGUUUCCAAAUUAGUGGAGGUUGGUCAGCUGGUGGGUGAAAGCGAGAAACUAAGGAUGAAGAAACUAGAGGAAUUGAGCAGGAAUAUUGAAGCUCUGCCCUGAAUUCUUGCAAACACCCCAGCAAUUGUCAGCCAUGCUAUGCUAAUUUGUUGCCAUGCAUGCCCUUGAAUUUGGUGUAUAUCUUGUGAUUUCUGUGAUUUUUAUUUUCAUUUUUAGUGGGUUUUUCAUGGACAGUUUUUUUUUUUUUUUUUUUUUUUUUUUUUUUUUAACAUAGAGGGCAGAAGUACCCACCAUGGAGGUUUGGUGCUACUCACAUGUCAAAUCUUGACCUUCUCAUUCUUGUAGUCAAAUUCAAGAUAUGUUUGUUCAAUAUUGAAGCUGAAAUUUUCAUGAAGA